Trichogramma pretiosum is the source of this 6191-nucleotide messenger RNA. RefSeq names its product regulating synaptic membrane exocytosis protein 2. The record is from RefSeq and is a predicted model, not a curated record. Gene Ontology annotation, cellular component: cytoskeleton of presynaptic active zone; presynaptic membrane. The transcript has 17 exons. Gene Ontology annotation, biological process: intracellular protein transport; positive regulation of synaptic transmission; regulation of membrane potential. Gene Ontology annotation, molecular function: transmembrane transporter binding; small GTPase binding. The annotation marks the transcript as partial. NCBI's taxonomy places the organism in Eukaryota, Metazoa, Arthropoda, Insecta, Hymenoptera, Trichogrammatidae.
CAGCAACAACAACAGCACAUCAACCUCCACCGCAUCUUCGUCGUCGCCGUAGUCUCUGCGGCUUUCUGCAGCAGCGGAAAAUUCUUCGUUGUCGUCGUCGUCGCGACCACCGGCAUCGUCGUCGACGCUCGACCGCCGCCGACAGCCACAUCGUUAUCAUUGCUCUCGGCAACGAGACGACCACCGACAUCACCAGCUCCUCGACUGCUCCUCGACGACGACGUCGCGGUAGAAUCGGUGUCCGCUGCCUCGCGAGUGCGGACGUUUUUUUCGUAAAAAAAGCAAGCACGACGAGCGCGGCGCGUCGUCGUACAAGUCAUCAUGAUGGACGAAAUAAUGCCGGACCUGUCGCACCUCACGCCCGAGGAGAGACGCCACAUAGAGAGCGUCAUGAUGAGGCAGCGCCAGGAGGAGGAGAACCAGAGCGAAAUUUUGAGGCGAAAGGAGUCCGAGGUGCUGAAACUGGAGGAGACGAUAGCGCGUACGCGCAGCGAGAUGCUCAAGAAUCCGGCCUGCGACCUGGAGGCCACCUGCGAGAUAUGCCUCAAGACGAAGUUCGCCGACGGCGUCGGCCACAUCUGCAAUUACUGCAGCGUCAGGUGCUGCGCCCGCUGCGGCGGCAAGGUCUCAUUAAGAUCCAACAAGAUAAUAUGGGUGUGCAUACUGUGCCGCAAGAAGCAGGAGCUGCUGUCCAAGUCGGGCCAGUGGAUGAUGAAGCCCGGCGGCCAGGAGAGCGCCAUGAUGCGCCGCAUGAAGGAGGACAUGCAGGGCGGCGUGAUGCCACCCGCGGUGCGCACGAUUGAUCCGCUGCAGGACAAGAGGCCGAAGCUCGAGCGCGCCCAGAGCGCCGUGGAGAAGGAGAACGUGCCCCUGCUGCAGCGCAGCAGCAGCCUGCUCAGGCGCCAGUACUCGCACCAGGAGCCGGGCAGCUGCGGCGUGGGCCAGGUGAGGCGACUCUCGACGACCGACAGCGGCGUCGACAUGUCGCUGGGUCCGCACGCCAGGACACUGCCCAUGCCCAACGUGGCCCAGUACCAGCAGCAUCAGCAGCAGCAGGCCCAGAAUCAGACCCCGAGGCAUCCGGACGCCUUUCCCGAGGACGAUCCGAGCCUGUAUCGCGGCGAGCUCGACGGACUGAUGAGACAGAACUCGUCCUAUCAGAGGCAGCGGCAACUUUAUCAGGAGCAGAACUCGGAAAUAGCGAUGGCCUACGGCCACCCGAUGAACCCGAUGAACACGACGCCACAGGGAAUGAUGAGGCCCGGUAUGCAUCCCAGACCCCAAGGACCAAUUCAAAUGCAGCAGCCGCUGCAGCAACCGCAGCAGCAGCAGCAGCAGCUUCCAAUGCAGCCGAUGCAUCAACAGCAGCAGCCGAUGCACAUGCAGAUGCAGCAGCAGCCACAGCAACAACAGAUGCCGCCUCAGCCGAUGAUCAGGCCGCAACAGAUGCAGAUGCAGCAGCCACCGCCGCCGCAACCGAUGCAGAUGCAUCCGGGACCACAUCACUUGCAUCCGGGCCAUCCGGUGAUGGGCGCUCCGGGCCAGAGGAGCUUCAGCAGCAGCGAGGAGGAGCGCAGCACGCCCGAGUGCGCCAGCGACGAGCUCGACGAUCGGGAGCACGGGAAAGAGCAGUACUACGAGGACGGUGGGGAGAACGGCCUCGAAGCUAGCCUCGUAUUUAACGGAGAGCGCCAGCCGCCGAGCAAGGAGGAGAUCAACCUCGCGCGCAGAAGCUUUCGACGCUCCGGCGACGAUCGGAUCGCGGACAGUCGGAGAUUCACCGAGCGAAGGGAGAAAAAAACGGUUCGCUUUCACGGCGGUACCAGCGCCGACUCGCAGGAGGACUGGUCCUGGGAAGCCGAUCGCCAAGGUAGCCAGGACAGCGCGACCAAAGACUCCGGCAUCGAGACGUCGAGUAACUUCACGAGCAGCGAAGACAGCAACAGAGGCGAUAACAGUACGCUCAAGCAUCCGGCGGCGCCUUGGCACCCCAGUAGCGACGGACAGAAGCUGAUCGGACGCAUGGUUCUGUGCAAAUUGCCGCCCGGCCCGGACGGCGGCCAGAGCGGCAUACUCGGGCUCAAGGUCGUCGGCGGCAAGCUCCUGGACGACGGCACGAUCGGCGCCCUCAUCGAAAAGGUUAAAAAGGGCAGUCCCGCCGAUUUAGAAGGACAAUUGAGAAUCGGCGACGAGGUGCUCGAAUGGAACGGCCACUCGCUCCAGGGCAAGAGCUUCCAGGAGGUUAGCGAUAUAAUAGCGAUGACGCGGGCCGAGCCACAGGUCGAGCUCGUCGUCGCGCGAGACACGAGCAAGCAGUCGCUCGCGACGAUGAUGGGCGGUGGUGGUGGUCCGGUGGUUCAACAGCAGCAGCACGAUCCGAACGCGGCCAGUCUCACGCCCACUGCAGCGAGACGCUUCGCCGCUCAGGCCCAGUGGAGGCCCAAGUACGGCUCGGGAAUUAUCGGCCAGCCGAAUCAACAGAAAGAGCUCUACGACGGCCGAGGCAGCAACAACAAGCCGAUGGUGAAGGUGACGUCGCCCGGCUCGCCGGAUCUCUACGGCCAGGCGCGAUACGCCGCCAACCAACGACAGCUGAGGACGAUGCAGGGACCUCCGCCGGCCGUCGCGGCGGGCAGCAGCGUCGGCGGCCGGCUCCAGGUGAAGCUCAGCUUCGACGCGGCCAGUCUGCAGCUGGUGGUGUCGAUCGUCUGCGCCACCGGCCUGAUACCGCGCAAGAACGGCCAGCCGCGCAGCUCCUACGCCAAGAUGUAUCUGCUCCCGGACAGAAGCGAGAAGUCCAAGAGACGAACGAAGACGCUGGCCAACACGAACGAGCCGAGAUGGGACCAAAGCUUCGUCUACAGCGGCAUCAGGUGGACGGAUCUGAGGCAGCGCUCGCUCGAGAUCACCGUCUGGGAUUACGGCAGAUACGGCGCCAACGACUUCCUCGGCGAGGUCAUCAUCGCCCUGACGCCGUCGCUGCUCAACGAGGAGCUCGAGUGGCACUAUCUCGACGAGCAUCGUCAGCCCAGUUACUAUCAAGACGCGAGCGAGGACAUAGUGACGACUCCGGGCGAUUGCCAUCUGAGCCCGCCGUCGACCACCUCGAGGCUCAGCGACUCCGACACGUCCGAGUGCGACAUCACGGAUUGCGACGGCUCAAGGGAGCACCGAAGAACCGCCGAUGGCGCGAGCAUCAGCAGUAUCGGCAGCUCUUCCAGGUUUCAUAUGCCGCCAAAUUAUAAGCGCCACUAUUCCAGCCCGCCGCCCGAGAAGGAGCUCUGCGUCGACGGGGAGCAUCGCAGUCGCCGUGACCUGUCGCCCCAGGGCCGUAAACGAGCGGCUCUCAUGGGUCUGCGCGAGCAUCCGGCCUCCAUGUCCGGAUACCAGUCGGCCUAUCGCAAGGUCAACUUUCGCCAGCUCUCGGACGAUCCGCACAGGGUGGCGAUGCUCAGUCACAGAUCCCUCAGCGCCGUGCCCAUGGACUCGCCGAGGAUGCACUGUCGGGGCAGAUCGCAGAGCCCCACGGGCCAUCGGUCGCUCUCGCCGCCCGACCACAGGGCCUUUCCCUACGGCCCGAUGGGCGGCUACGUCACCAACAGAUUUUCGAGAUCAGCCACAGUGACGCCGACGGGCUCGCCGAAAAAACGCCAACUGCCUCAAAUACCAGCCAAUCUCAACGCUGCCCUCAAGGAGAGAGUGACGCACGACUUCGAGGAGAGGGCGAGACUCAUGAGGCACCGCAACAGGCCCAUGCACACCAUGUACAAAGGCAGUAUGGGAGUUUGGGAGAGACGCUUCAGCGGUCUGUCGGACUCGGAUCUGCCGUCGAUAAGCUACGAGCCGCACUCGUUCUCGCACAGUCACGCCCACAGGAUGCACAGGUCGCGGCGCGGCCGCAUCAGUCCCGAGAAGGACGUGCUCGCCGAUCUCGGCGACUCCGACAUGGAGAGCAUCGGCUCGGUGACGAGCAGCGCCUUCAGCACGCAAUCCGAGAGGCCGCGCGGCUCCAGGCUCAUACCGACAGUUAAAAACGUUUAUAUACCCGGUGUCGUAUCCCCAAUACCCCUGAUACCCCCUAGGCGCUCUAGGCGCAAGCACCGACUUAGGCUGUCACCCUGCAGCGAAUGCCAUUGUCCGCUGUUGAGCAGUAGCGACGCUAGUAGUAACAAUAACAACAAUAGACAUAACAUGAACGGCUACUCGUCGUUGCUGAACGACGACGACGACGAAGUCGACGACCUCGACGAUAUCGACUGUUGCUGUUACGACGAUUACGACUCGCCGUUGACGCCGUUGCCGCUACCACCGCCGAGAGUCGAAAGUAGUAAGCUAGUAGCAUCAACGACGACGACGACAAUGACACGACCGACGACGACGGCGACGACGCAGACGACACCCUCGAAUCAUCGCGGCAAGCAUCCCCUCGUCAGGAGCAAGUCGGCGGUCGUGCGCUCGCUCUGCAGGAAGAUACGCGCGCCGUUCGCGCGCUCGCGCACCGUCGACGAGGGCCUGCUGCGCUACAACAGUCACCACAACAGCCCCGAGACCAGCGAGUACACCGUCACCGACGCUUUCCUGCUGAAACCGCGACGCCACCACAACGGCAACGCCAAUCGCAUACCCGAGAUCUACGUCGAGGACUGUCUCAGCGUCAACUUCAACAAGCGGCUGAUCGACAAGUUUCGCGCCAAGAACAAGCGAUUCGCCGACAUAACGCUGGCCUGCUCGUCGUCGCUCGGAGACGGCGGCAGACGAUGCAGCAGUGCCCUGGCCUCGCUGCCCAGCCAGUACGCGGCGAGACUCAGGAGCCAACUGAUGCGCAGCUCCGUCGUGGCGGCACCGAGAAGACACUAUCAGCGGCUUCUCGAUUACAACAAUUACAACAACAACAACAACAGCUACAAUCUACAACAACAACAACAACAAUUACAACUACAUCAACAACAACAACAUCUACUACAACAUCACCACCGACACCACCACCACCACCACCACCAGCACAACCCCGCGAAUAUUACCCGUCAAUCGAGCAUGCGUAGAUCCCUCCUUUCCUCCAGGGCACGGAGCUUCGAGUACGACUACCUGGACAGCAACAGCCGCCGCUCGUCGUCGUCCACUUGGAGCAGCAGCCGCAGGCGUCAGCAUCAGCAUCAGCGAGCGGUGGCCAACGCCCAUCUGGCCCGGCGCAGCCGCAGCUUCGAGUGUCACCCGGCGCGGGCAGUCUCGGGCAACGUGUUCAGCGACGACAGUCUGCAGACGGCCCGCCAGAAGAUCAAGCGCAAUCUCGAGCUGAGCGACGAGGGCUACGGCGACCGGAUACCGGCUCUGCGGGAUCGGAGCCGGUCCUACUACGACGCCGGCACCGACGCCAAGCUGCGCAGGCACCUGAAAAAGCGCCAGGCCCGCGAGAAGGAUCUGCAGCUGCUCGUGGAUCCGCGCGAGGAGCCCGAGAACGAGUUGGACGAGAACGACCAGGCGGCGUGCGAAUUUUACGCGGACCAGGCGAGGCCGAGGCUCAUGUACGGCUACGACUCGGAGCUCAGCUGCGGCGAGACUGAAAUUUACCUGCCCAGCGGCGACGAGGACGAGGAUCGGAGAGCGAGGAGAAAAUUACGCGCCGGUAGAAGUAGCACGCAGCAGCAGGGCCUCGACAACGAGGGCUACGACCCGAGCGAGCACAUUUACUGCAGCAUCGACGAGGUCGCCCGGGGCGGUCCCACGCCGCCGCCGCAGUUUCGCACGGAGCGCGACUGGGCGUUCGCGCGCGAGAUCGCCGAGCUGUCGAGGUGGCGCAGAAAAAACAUGCCUCUCGGCGACGGCUAUCAACGGCUACCGCCGCCUCCUCGCGUUAAGAGCGGCGACGCGGCCAACUUUAGCCUCUACGACAAUUGGAGCGUCGUCGACGACGAGGGCUACGACGGCAGCGCCGAUCGUUACUACGACGACCAAGAGCAGCAGCAGCGACAAUCAUCGGUUUACGAGACGAGCGACGGUGGCGUGAUCAGCGCCGCCAGCGACGGACAACGAAGGGCGAGGAGAGCCCGAUGGCUGGCCGACGGUCGGGGCGAGGCGACGAUCGCCACCGUCGAGCCGGCGCGCUACGAAAAUGUGCCUUAUUUUUAUUACGACGACGAUAGAUUAUCAAACGUGCCUACGAGUUCGCGCGACGACGCCGGCAGACUAGUUAA